Armigeres subalbatus is the source of this 1000-nucleotide messenger RNA. Its product is annotated as metaxin-2-like. Lineage: Eukaryota; Metazoa; Arthropoda; Insecta; Diptera; Culicidae. Gene Ontology annotation, biological process: mitochondrion organization. The transcript is spliced from 4 exons. Gene Ontology annotation, cellular component: cytoplasm; SAM complex. The record is from RefSeq and is a predicted model, not a curated record. The coding region runs from base 117 to 914 and encodes 265 amino acids.
UAUUAAAUUUUAUUUGUUUAUUGUUUAUCUCUAAAGCAAGCAGUUCCUUUAUGUAACUUCAUUUCGAUUGUUGACCAGCUCACUAAAAACAGCAUUUCACCAGUAAUUAGAACAAAAUGAGUGCAAUCACUAGCGAGUAUUUGAAGAAUGAAACUAUUGCUUCCCAGCCAUGGCCCCAAGUCGCCCAUCUCUACCAGCCAUACGAAGAGGAGCAAAUUCUGCUGGCGGAGCACGCAAGUUGUCUUGCCGUACGCACCUAUUUAACCAUGCUGAAUCUACCGUUCAAGGUUGAUCAGCGUGCGAAUGCGGAGUUUAUGUCGCCGGGAGGCAAGCGCACAAAACUACCGGUUCUACGCGUUGAGAACUUCACGUAUGCCGAGUUCGAGCACAUCCUUAGCUUUGUCGAGUUGAAGGGGCUCUCGCUGACCAAGAACCUGACAGCGGAACAGAAAGAUGACAUGAGGGCUUAUCUCUGUUUGGUGGAGCAAAUUUUCACUAACGCUGAGCAAUACAUAAGCUGGGUUGAUCCGGAAGUGCUGAAGAAGGUCACGCGUCAGAGAAAUGGAUAUGUGUAUCCCUUCCCGCUGAAUCACAUCCAGAACUGGAGAAAGCAAAUGGCUGUUCGCCGACAGCUCAGUGUGGCUGACUUCCUAAACAUCACUUUAGAAGAGGUGGUGGAAAAGGUGCAGAAGCUGUGCACGUCUUUGAGCAUGCAGUUGGAUGAUAAACAGUACUUUUAUGGCAACGAACCAACCGAAUUGGACGCUCUGGUGUUUGGACAUCUGUUUAGCAUUUUCACUAUGACUCUCCCAAAUAAUGUCCUGGCUGUAACGAUAAACCAGUUUAAGAAUUUAACUAAAUUUUGCAAAAAUAUUGAGGAGAAGUACUUUACAAAGGUGGCUGCUAUUCGUUGAAUUAUUAAUAACACAAUUGCACGAAGAAAAAUGAAAUUGAAACACAAUUGAAUAAAAAAUUGGUUAACAUUUCUUUAUUAUUUAAA